Molecule: messenger RNA, 3835 nt
Organism: Drosophila takahashii
Lineage: Eukaryota; Metazoa; Arthropoda; Insecta; Diptera; Drosophilidae
Biological process (GO): regulation of transcription by RNA polymerase II
Cellular component (GO): nucleus
Molecular function (GO): RNA polymerase II transcription regulatory region sequence-specific DNA binding; DNA-binding transcription factor activity, RNA polymerase II-specific; zinc ion binding
Source: RefSeq, a predicted model, not a curated record
CAAAGUGGAAUAAACAAAAAUGCGAGUUCAAUUUGGGAUAAAACAAUUAACCAUGCUGAUUUGCCGUUGAUUAAAGAUCAAAGCCUCUCGAGAUAACACCCUAGGAUCGGGCCAAGAUGGAUCGCUUCGCUUUCAAGAUCGACGCGGCCCUCAAGGCGAAUCUCUGCAAGAUUUGUCGGCUGUGCGGCAUUGACAAUCCAGAAAAAGUGCACAUACUGCUGCCAAAUGAAGGCGAAUCCAUCGACCUGGACGAGCCCAGUAUGUCGCAGAAGAUCUACGAACUGGUGGGCUUUACGGUCUCCAUGGAUGACAAAAUGCCGCAGACAAUGUGCAGCCAGUGCGUGGAUAAAAUCAAUGAUUUUUACGAGUUUAGGGAGAUGUGCUAUGCGACCAACAAGCAAACGAGAAAUCUGCUGGGACUGAAGCAAAUAGAGCCUACCAAGCUCAUUGAUCUCAGGCCCAUUGUAAAGGAGGAACCGCAGCUGCCAGGCAAACGGGGCAGAAAACGCAAGGGCGAGGACUCCACCUGGCCAAGGAGCAACCUGGGUGUGAAGCCGCCUGUGAAAAAGGAGCCUUUUGUGUGGCACAAGAAGCAGAAACUGCAGACUGCCCACAUAGAACCCAAAACAGAGCCUGAAAUCAAAGAAGAGCCCGCUGAACCGGGACCCUGGAAAAAGGGCGGUCGCAAGUCCAUUUGUAGCGUUUGUGGCGAAAAGUUCCCCAGCAAGGAGCUGGCCGAGGAGCACAAGAGUCUGGUGCAUGUGCCAUCGAUACCGCGCUACAUGUGCAACGCCUGCAAUCAGACGCAUCACAACCAGAGCGACAUACGCGCCCACCAGCUGUGGCACAAGCUCUCCAAGACCCCGUACAAGUGUCCGCUCUGCGACACCAGCGUGGCGAAUGCCUACGCCUUUGCGCGCCACAUGCGCGAACACACGCCGCCCACGCCCGUCCAGCUGCUCGUCCUGGAUCGCGAGUGCCCGCUGUGCAAGAAGACCUUCGUCACGAACUUCCUGUUCAACACCCACCGCUGUGCCAUCCGCAAACGCAGGUGCGGCGGCUGCAGUCGCGCUUUGAAUACGGACACGGCCUACAUGCGACAUGCGCCCUUCUGCUCGAAGAUUUACCUCGGCCACUCGCGGCACGUAAUGCCCGAAAUGCUGGUGACCAACGAGGCCAAUGAGGAGGAGCUGUUGGGCCUGCCGCCGGCCGUCGCUGUGCCGCCGGAUUUCGUGAUAGACGAGGCCAUGCUGCCCGUCGUCGUCCUGGAGCGGCUCUCCUCCCCGCUGCUGCGUGCUUCGGGUGCCUCGAAGAGCAGAAAUAACAGAAAGAGCUACUUGAAGCGGGUGGAUCAGCUGCUCAAGAACACAAUGAGCACAUUGGUCAGCAUCAAGCAUGAACCAGAGGUGCAUAUCAAUGAUACGGGACCAGCGGAGAGUGACCCCGAAGAACCACCUGCUUUUGGCGAUGAUUUCCAGGCGGCCAACGAUGACAGCGAGGAUGAAGCGCAGCCGGACGAUGUGCCCAGUGUAUCGGUGAAGCAGGAGCCCCAGGACGAUGCCUACGACAAGCAAAUGGCGAUGAAGCAGGAGCCAUUGAAACUUAAGCUGAAGAUAACAAAGAAUCACGGCAAGCUGAACUCUUCGCUCAUCGAUGAGCUGGAUGAGGCAGGCCAGGCAUCUAACAGGAGCAGCAAAAAGAAAAAGAAGCGAAAGCACAAGGAAAGGGAGAAGGAGGCGGAAUCUCAGGAAGAACCCGCGGUUAGAAUCAAACAGGAACCCGUUGACUAUGCUCCCGAGGCCACUGUCAUGACCACCAUUCCGAUGGCCCAGUUGGAGCAGAGCAACUUUAAUGACAAUGAAAAGGAGGCGCAGCCGCAGGAAGAUGUUAAGCCAAAUCGCCUGGAGCUCGAUCGUAUGAUGCAGAUCUCGCAUGUGGCCAGUGGCGUGGAUAUGGCUGAAGAAGCUAUGCCUCUGGAGAAAGCCGAAGAAGCCACUCCCGAUGAGCAGCCAAAGGCGAAGCCCGUUAAAUCCACCGCACGCAAGAGUACUGGCGGUGCUCAACGCAAGACGCACGCUCCUCUGCCGCAGAUCGUGGCCGUGGUGAGUGGCGAGUCGGCAGUCAAGAUGAUGCCGAAUGUUUCCAUCAAGCCGGAGCCACGAAAUCGCGGCUAUGGCGACGAGGAAGAAGAGAUUAAUCACAAUGACAAGAUGGAGGAGGAAGAGCAUGCCUACAUAGAUGGCUUAGAUCUAAGCAACUUGACCGUAAAGCAGGAGAAGGACUUGGAUAUUUCCGAGUCAGAGGCCGUGCACUGUAAUGGAUUGGAAAAGGGCGAUGAUGAUGGAAAUGACAGUGGAUCAUCGGCCGACGAAGCAGAGGAAGCCACGGAGGAGGACGAGGAGCAACGCAUCUAUCGUGAAAUCGAGCUGCCGCCAUUAGAAACUCAAAGAGUGGCGGAGGAAGCAUCAAAUAAGUUACCAGUGGAGCCAGAGAAAAUGGUAUCAGAUGCUGUGCCAGCCGAAGAGACUCCUCCACAAACUCCGAAAGAAGUACCGGCUUUCAGUAUGGUCAUUACCAGUAUCUGCAGUCAAGCCGUAGCGGAAAUUACUGAAGCUCAAGCAGAAGAGCCUCAAUCCCCGACAGAGGAGAUUCCAUCGCCUUCUGCAAAGGACAUUCAAUCUUCUUUGGAAGUUACAUCCGCCAACCGUGCCGAAAUAUCUCAGGAAAAUCCUUGUUCUACCCUUGAAAAUCCUGGAAAAGAGUCAGACGAAGAGAUUGCUGCUAACCUUCCGCCCACUGCUGUAGAGAACCAAUCUUCGGUGAAUGAGGCCUCCGUUUUCGAAGACGAAAGCCAAUCUCUGGCAGAUUAUGGAUCUGAAAAUCCACCGACAGUAGCAGAUCAAUCGCAAGAAGAGGUCUCUAAUCUUAAAGACGCAUCGGGUGCUCCAGUUGAGAAUCAAUACCAGGAACUUCCUGCUAAGAUUCUCGAAAAUCCCCCCGUAACUUUAGAUGAGAAUGAAUCCCUGCCAAGUGGAAGUUCAGCUACGCUUAACCUUGGAAUUGAAAUGCCUGAAAACCUCUCCCUUUUCCCAUCCAAUCCAACACACUCGCCCAAUGAACCCUCUGAAUCUCUGGAGAAAGCAGCCAACGAACACGAAUCGCCAGCAGAAAAUGCAGACUCUGUAGCAACCGUUUCCCUUACCGCUCCCAAAGACAAUGAAGCACAGGCUUUGCCGAUUUGCAAUGCAGCUAAUGUAGAAAGUAAUUACAUGUGCGAUGAGGAGCAGCAGAAUGUGCUUAACCAUACGCUCUCGGAGCAGCAACAGGCUGCCGUGGAAGAUGAGCAGCAGCUAUUAGUUCAAGAGGAGCAGCCGGCUUUGCUGGAGGUCAUGGCACCUGGACCCUCGACCAGGCCAAUCGAGGAGACUGAGAACCGCAUCAAUGAGCAGCAGCAGGACCUCGACCAGGAGGAGCAACGGCCGCCUCGCUGCCAGGCCAACGAUGAUUCCAAUAUCAACGAGAUCGCCGAGAACAAUAACAAUGCCAACAUUGAGCGCGAACUGCAAGAUGAUGCGCUCGGGGCUCAGGAAAACGUAAAUCCAUAGACUAAGAUAUACAAUGCAUGUUUUCCUCCAGUUCAGUUAAAAACUGUAAAUAUCUGUGGACUGGAAAAUCAUGCUUUGAAUAGAAUCGGAUACCAUGAGUUGCGAAUAAACUUUGUACGGAUAGCUUUAGUUUUAAGUUAGAUAUACACAACUUUAUUACAUAAAUUAAUGGCUUAUAUAUUAGCAUAAGUAAGUAUUAUGUAUUUAAAUACAUAAAUCGCACAAAAACU